AUGUGCUCACUGCGGUCAAUUCUCGAACAUUCCUCCCUCAGCACUCCUACGUCCAGACUGAUUACUCCACCUCCAUCUGCAGAUCUCUCUCCAGUAGAUGAACCAGAAAAGGCCGACAACGCUUCGAUCGCAGAAUCAAUCCUUAGCUGGGAUCGAUCGAGGCGGCGAAUUCAUGAAGAAGACCCCUCAUCUAUGUCUAUCUGUUCCAAUGAUUCCCUCACCAUGGGAAGCACCUCUCUAUCGGAGGGUAGCUAUAGAGUGAAUUCCACCUUAACUCUGCCCAGGACAAUGUCAGCCCCUCUUUUGUACGGCCUUGAAGUGGAGGACAUCGUCUACGUGGACGAAAGCCUUAGGCAGAAUCGCCCUGUCACUCCAAUCGAGCGGAAAGAGCUCAAUCUUUUCAUGUUCAGAGCGAAGUCUCGCUAG
Haemonchus placei is the source of this 426-nucleotide messenger RNA. The record is from the annotation of a GenBank genome assembly. Lineage: Eukaryota; Metazoa; Nematoda; Chromadorea; Rhabditida; Trichostrongylidae.